AUGGAGCUGCUCGCCACCUUGUCGUCCAUCGUCGUGGACUGCAGAUGUGCUGCUGGUUUACGGUUUAAAAGUGCCCAGCCCUACCUGCUCGCCAGCACCCUAGUGGCAGCUGCGCUGCUCGCGCUCGCUGCGGCGGCGCCCGGGCACGAUACCUCGGAGGCGAGACAGCCGGGCAACGGCACCGACCUUGCGGCGCUGCUCGCCUUCAAGGCCGCGCUCUCCGAUCCACUCGGCGUGCUCCGCCACAACUGGAGCGGCAGCGCGGCCGUGUGCGACUGGGUCGGCGUGUCAUGCGGCAGCCGGCGCCACCCGGGCCGCGUCAUGUCCGUGGCGCUGCCCGACAUGGCGCUCCAGGGGCAGGUUGCGCCCAGCAUCGGUAACCUCUCCUUCCUCUCCGUCCUCAACCUCACCAACGCCAGCCUCACGGGGCCGAUCCCGCCGGCCCUCGGCCGCCUGCGCCGCCUCCAGUACCUCGUUCUCAACCAGAACAGCCUGUCAGGUUCCAUUCCGGGCGCCAUCGGCAACCUCACGAGCCUUCAGAUCCUUGAUCUGUAUCACAACAAGCUAACCGGUGAAAUCCCUCUGGAGCUGCAAAACUUGCGCAACCUCAUGUACAUCCGCCUUGACACAAACCAAUUGAGCGGGCCGAUACCUGCUAGCAUGUUCAACAACACGCCAUUGCUGAGCUCGCUCAACCUGGGGAACAACAGCCUCUCGGGUCCCAUACCGGCGAGUGUCGGCUCUUUGUCUGGGCUCAAAAUCCUGGCCCUGCAAGACAACCAGCUGUCUGGUCCUGUGCCGCCGGCCAUCUUCAACAACUCCGUGCUUCGGGUGAUGGCCCUAGUAAAGAACAACAAUCUCACGGGGCCAAUCCCUGGCAAUGAAAGCUUCAAUCUACCCAUGUUGCAAGUAUUGACCCUUUCCCGAAAUGACUUCGGGGGAAGAAUCCCGUCUGGUCUCGCGGCAUGCCGAUUCCUCCGGAUACUUUCAUUGUCCUAUAACGUCUUUGAUGAUGUCAUCCCAGCAUGGUUGCCAACACUGUCCCAACUUACUUAUGUUUCUUUGGGUGGGAAUAACCUUGCUGGGUCAAUCCCCACUGGGCUGCACAAUCUUACUCAACUUAGUCAACUCGAUCUCGUCGAAUCGAAUUUAGUUGGAGAGAUCCCAACAGAUCUAGGACAGCUAAAGCAGCUCUCAUGGCUAAAUCUUGCAGCGAACCGACUAACCGGUUCCAUUCCCGCUUCACUUGGCAACUUGACCAUGGUCGCUCAGUUGGAUUUGGCUCACAACCAAUUGGAUGGCACCGUGCCUUCAACAUUCGGUCAACUCGGAGUUCUUGGGUUUCUCAAUGUUGAAGGAAACAACCUUGGAGGAGAGCUUGAUUUCUUAGACGCUCUUUCUAGCUGUAGGGCUCUUCGAAAUCUGUACAUAUCAAUGAACUCUUUCACAGGUAGUAUCCCCGACAACGUUGGGAAUUUUUCAAACAAUUUGCAAGCUUUCUACGCGCAUGAGAAUCAAAUCUCCGGUAGCUUGCCACCUGUGAUGGCAAAUUUAAGUGGCCUCAUUGCAAUUUCUCUCUACAGCAACCAACUAAGCCAAACUAUUCCCCCACAAAUCAUGCUGAUGGCGAAUCUCCAGAUCCUCAACCUCUAUAAUAAUCUAAUGGUAGGGCCGAUCCCGAUUGAAGUUGGCAUGAUGACAAGUCUGGUUGAAUUGCAUUUGGGAGCUAACAAAUUCAUCGGACAGGUACCUGACGCAGUUGGCAAUCUCAGCAAUCUACAAAGCUUGACCUUAUACCAAAACAACCUAUCUUCUUUCAUACCCAAUAGCUUGUGGCACCUUGAAAACCUUAUCGAGCUUAACUUGUCACAUAACUCCCUGAGUGGCAUGCUACCGCCCAACAUCGGGAGCGUGCGAGCAUUAGUCCAGAUGGAUCUAUCAACAAAUCAUCUGUCAGGGCCCAUUCCUUUGUCUCUAGGUCAACUCCAAGCAGUAACCUUCAUUAACCUUUCUCAUAACAUGUUUCAGGAUUCCAUACCAGACUCACUUGGCAAGUUAACUAGCAUAGUUACAUUAGAUUUGUCUAACAAUUCGCUUUCUGGAACUAUUCCAAAUUCCUUGGCCAGUCUCAUGUACCUUACGAACUUGAACCUUUCUUUCAAUAAUCUCGAAGGUCAGAUACCGACGGGCGGAAUUUUCUCAAACAUUCCUCCUUACUCUUUAGUGGGAAAUGAACCUCUUUGUGGUCUACCGCGCCUAGGGUUCCCACCAUGCGCGAGAAGCUCUCACUCAGCAAAACUCCAUAGUUUGAAAUAUAUUCUUCCUAGUAUCGCGGCGUUGGUUAUUGCCAUCAUUAUCUUGUCACUAAUCUUCAGAGAAAAAUUUAAGGCAGCAAAGACAGGAUCCAUUCAGCCCCCAAGAGCUGAUAUUAUUGACCACAUGUUUGUAUCGUACCAUGAGAUCAUUCGAGCUACUAGAAAUUUCAGCGAUGACAAUCUCAUUGGUGUUGGGAGCUUUGGGAAGGUUUUCAAGGCCCAAUUGAGUGAUGGCUUAAUUGUUGCAAUUAAAGUCCUUAACAUGGAAUCUGAGCAAGCGUCCAAGAGCUUCGACAUCGAGUGCCAAGCAUUGCGCAUGGCUCGACACCGCAACUUGGUACGGAUAUUGAGCACCUGCUCCAAUCUGGACUUCAAAGCCCUGGUGCUUGAGUACAUGCAUAAGGGGAGCCUGGAGUCUCUUCUACAUUCAGAAGGCAGGCUGCAUUUGGGGUUUAUCAAGAGGUUAGACAUAAUGUUGGAUGUGGCAAUGGCAUUGGAAUACCUACAUUACCAUCACUCUGAUGUUAUUCUACACUGCGACUUGAAACCAAGUAAUGUCCUACUUGACGAGGAGUACACCGCGCAUCUCGCGGAUUUUGGCAUUGCAAAGCUGUUGCUAGGGGAUGGUACCUCCUUUGUCAUAUCAGCUAGCAUGCCUGGGACAAUCGGCUACAUGGCUCCAGAGUAUGGGUCUAUAGGAAAAGCAUCUCGAAAGAGUGAUGUCUUCAGUUACGGAAUCAUGCUACUCGAGGCCUUCACAGGGAAGAGGCCUACGGACCCGGCAUUCAGCGGAGAGCUGAGCCUAAGGCAGUGGGUUAACGAUGCGUUCCCGUCUCGGCUUGUUGACGUUAUCGACCCUGUCAUGCUGCAAGAGGGGAAAGAGGACGGCUUCGGUGAUGUUGGCACAUGUUCCACUGCUGGCGCCCCUAACACAUUGGGCAGCUGCCUGGCGUCAGCAGUGGAGGUGGGCUUGUUGUGCUCCGACGAGUCACCUGACAGAAGGAUCCCAAUGAACGAAGUGGUGAACAGGCUGAAGAAGAUUAGGAAGGGUUACAUCUCCCAGCCCGAUCGAGGAGUAAGCGCAUUGGAGAUCGAAGGACAUCAAGGUGGAUGAAAGAAUACCCUAUCGACUUUGCUCUGUUUUUUACUACCAAUUCGGUGACAUUACAAGAGCUGUUUUACCACCAACUGUCAUUGCAAGCAUAUAAACUACAAGGCUUUUGCUUUGUCAAACUAGCAUUAAGUUACUGUAUAUAGAUGCAUGUAUUCCUACAUCAA
This is a messenger RNA of Panicum virgatum (switchgrass), 3593 nucleotides long. RefSeq names its product receptor kinase-like protein Xa21. NCBI's taxonomy places the organism in Eukaryota, Viridiplantae, Streptophyta, Magnoliopsida, Poales, Poaceae. Bases 1 to 3429 code for a protein of 1142 amino acids. Gene Ontology annotation, biological process: hormone-mediated signaling pathway; protein phosphorylation. Gene Ontology annotation, molecular function: protein kinase activity; ATP binding; protein binding. Gene Ontology annotation, cellular component: plasma membrane. The record is from RefSeq and is a predicted model, not a curated record. The transcript has 3 exons.